UGUUACGCCCCUCAGCGAUCCCGUGAAGAGGAGCUGGGCCUGACACCGUGGAUGAAGCGCCGAGUACGGCAGAGGAGGGAAGGGGAGCUGGAUCCACCGGGCCGGAGCUCAGCGCGGAGACAGCUGCAGCAGGAGAGCCGGGCAGCCUCAGCCUCAGCCUCAGCCUCAGCCUCAGCGGCAGGAGCAGGAGGUCCGAUGGAGCCGGGCGACCUGAGUGUCAGGCUGGGCCUCGGCGCUGUGCUGCUGUCCGCUCUGGCGGUGCUGCUGGUGGGCGGCCUCACACUCCCGGGAGCCAUGUCGCAAGAAUUGCCGGAAAGGAGACCACUAAAACUUGAGAUGGAUCAAGCAAUUUUAAAAGUUUAUAAUGAGCUUCAUGAAGGCCUGGUAGUCUCCUGGCUAUCAGAUCACUGCUAUCAGUGUCUGUACCAGGAACUUGGAAAUGUACCUGCAGAAAAACAUAUAGGGCACCCUAAGAAUUCAACAUUUGCCAUUGACACAAAAUAUCCAGUAACAUUACAGGUGAACAGUAGUGUCGAUAAGGAAGUGUGCAGGGUGCAUGAAACCUUUGGUGAAUUUGGACAUUAUUCUUUAUGGGUGACCAAGGCAAACCUGAGUAAUGCGAGUGGACCAGUCAACUGUAAAAUCAUCAUUGACCAAGAAUCCAUUAGCAACAAGCUUCCUAUUUUAUAUGCAUUCCUUGCCUAUGGUGGAUUAGCCGUUUUGAUGUGUUUAGCACAGUUAAUAAUGGGGCUUAAUUCUGUCAGAAACCUGAUGUCCAGCCUUUCGUAUCGGGUUGAGAUGGAACGGCUAAUUAAUUCUGAGUUGGGAUCAACAAACCGUGUAACGGACAAUGCACCUCAUGGUAAUAUGGUGCCAGGACGCAAUCCGGGGUCCUACCGACUUCGUUCACUGGAUACUUUUCGAGGGCUGGCUUUGGUGAUCAUGAUCUUUGUUAACUAUGGAGGUGGGAGAUACUGGUUCUUCAAACAUGAAAGCUGGAAUGGAUUAACAGUAGCAGAUUUGGUGUUUCCAUGGUUUGUGUUUAUCAUGGGAACAUCGAUUGCCCUCUCCCUGAACUCAGCAUUGCAGGCUAACCACUCCAGGUGGAGACUGUUGGGUAAAAUUGCUUGGAGAACUGCAGCCCUAAUACUACUAGGCAUCUUUGUCAUCAACCCAAACUAUUGCAAGGGACCAAUUUCCUGGGAUACCCUGCGGAUCCCUGGUGUACUUCAGAGGCUGGGUCUUACCUAUGGUGUGGUUGCUGUCAUGGAACUGCUGUGUGGAAAAUGUUGGCCUGAAAUUCUCUUUUUGGAUAGCUGGUGGUCUCCAGUCAGAGAUGUUCUGAUCUACUGGCCCCAGUGGAUCAUGAUUCUAGUAUUGGAGUGCGCUUGGCUUUGCCUGACUUUCCUUUUGCCUGUACCUAAUUGCCCACGAGGUUAUCUUGGUCCUGGAGGAAUUGGAGACUUUGGACAAUUUGUUAAUUGUACUGGAGGAGCAGCAGGAUACAUUGAUCGGUGGUUGUUUGGAGAGAAGCACAUUUAUCAGCACCCUUCUUGCAAAAUACUUUAUCACACUACGGUGCCAUUUGAUCCAGAGAACUUGCUGGGACUAAUCAGUUCGAUUGUGAUGGCAUUUCUGGGAUUACAGGCUGGGAAGAUUUUCAUUAUUUACAAAGGUCAAAAUAAACAGAUUGUACUGCGAUUUUUUACUUGGAGUACACUGCUGGGUAUUGUUUCAGCCAUCCUGACAAAAUGUUCGAAAGACCAUGGUUUCAUUCCAGUCAACAAGAAUUUGUGGUCCAUCUCUUAUGUUACGACACUCAGUUGCUUCGCUUACAUUCUCCUCUUGCUGAUCUAUUUUCUGGUAGACAUAAAGAAACAUUGGACUGGAGCUCCCUUUUUUUAUCCAGGGAUGAACUCCAUUCUGCUGUACGUUGGACAUGAGGUGUUUGAGCAUUACUUCCCCUUCAAAUGGAAAAUGCUCAAUGACCGUUCACACGGUGAACACUUGGCCCAGAAUCUCCUUGCUACCACCAUCUGGGUUUUUAUUUCUUACAUUCUUUACAAAAAGAAGAUAUUUUGGAAAAUUUGAUCAGGGAUCAAUUUUUUUUUUGGCGAAUUUGUGACGUAGAAGAGUAUAUUUUUCUAUAUGUAUGAAUAAAUGGACAAGAUGUAUUUGCAUUUUGUAUUAAUAGUGGAAACACAAGUCUAUCAGUUUUUAAGUUGUCUAAUGGCCAGUAAACCAAUGAUUGUAUGACCAAUUUCUGUUAAUCUUCAACCAGGCCUACUUAUUGCAAAUCUUCACAACCGAUAUGUGCCAUCGCUGCCAACUGGUCUAUUUGGACUUGUAUAAAAGUGAUGUUCUGAUCAAAGCAUUAAUGCACAAGCUCUCUGCUCCUAUAUUCCCUUGCUAUGCCAAUAUCCUAGAUUUUAUAUGUACUGUAUUCUACCCUAUUCAACGCUUCAUCACUAGUAUUUUGGUUUUGUUUGCUCAUCAACUGCCUAAUCCAGGUUGAAACUUCACUUAAGCAAAUUGGUCACGGUGGGUUUCUAUUUGUGACAUGAACUUUGCAUGUUGAUUAGGAUUCUCUUGUUCACUUCUGUGUGAUGUGGCUGACCUCUUGAUGAAGUUAUGAUAGUGGACUUCUAAUCGUUUAAACCACUUGAAGCAAGGAAGAAUUGGCUAACUUCAAGCUAGCAAUUAAAUUGGGAUGUGUGAAUUUAUAAAGACACAGCUUUCAAAAUUCGUCUCUUUUUGCUUAACAGCUGAGUUUGUGAAGAGCCCAGUGUGAAAUAUUGUAUGCUCAUUCAAGAAUGGGAAAAUGUACUGUUUGAAAAUCUCACUAAAAUGUAACCAUUAAUGUCUUGUGUUAUUUCAGAUAUUAAAUAUUGCUCACUUGGACAAUG
Messenger RNA from Rhincodon typus (whale shark), 2906 nucleotides. It is a transcript of the gene hgsnat, whose product is annotated as heparan-alpha-glucosaminide N-acetyltransferase. The transcript is spliced from 18 exons. Lineage: Eukaryota; Metazoa; Chordata; Chondrichthyes; Orectolobiformes; Rhincodontidae. The coding region runs from base 52 to 2091 and encodes 679 amino acids. The record is from RefSeq and is a predicted model, not a curated record.